AUGAAUUCACGCUUUAUUAAUCCUGAUAAUGAAGAAAGAUUUACUUUUGAUCUCUCAGAGGAAGUUCCUGAAAUCAAUGAAGAUGGAGGAUGCGGUAGCUCACUUCUACAGUUCUCUACAUCUGAUUCAUUUCAUUCUAAGUCAAUUUUGUAUUUACUUGAAACUUCCAGAGUUUUGAUUGUCACUGGGGAAACUGGCAGUGGGAAGUCUACGCAACUCCCUCAGUAUGUUUAUGAAGCUGGUUGGUUGGAUUUAAAAUCCAGUAAUCUUAACCCAUCUGGAGUUACUAUCGCUGUGACACAACCAAGACGUGUUGCUGCUCUAACAUUGGCUACGCGGGUGGCUGAAGAAAAGAAUUGGCAGAUUGGUAAACAAGUUGGAUAUAUUAUACGUUUUGAGGAAUGUUGGACACCGGGUUCAACUGUAAUCUCUUACCUUACUGAGGGUAUGAUGGUACAGGAGUUGUUACGUGAUCCACUUUUAACCCGUUUUCGUGUAAUUAUGCUGGAUGAAGUCCAUGAACGAUCUCUUCAGACCGAUAUUCUCCUAGGACUUAUCAAGAAGGUGUUACGUAAACGACCAAAUGAUUUAAGGGUUAUUAUUUCUUCGGCUACUCUGGAAGCUGAAAAAUUUGUAGAGUAUUUUUCAAAGAUGAAAAUGUCAGAAAGUGAAGAAAAUAAACAAAUAGCACAGUUGACUCCAGUUACACAUUUAAAUGUUGAAGGACGCCAGUAUCCUGUUUCAAUAUUUUAUUCACUUGAUCCUGUUCCGUGUUAUUUAUCUGCAGCUAAAGAAACAGUUUUUGGGAUACAUGAAACCAAACCUUUAGGAGGUGAUAUACUUGUCUUUGUCACAGGUCAGAAUGAAGUUUCUCAGUUGGUUGGUAAUCUAGUAGAAGAAUAUCGAAGUCGAAAAGAACGUUUCUUAGCUGCUCAACAACAGAAUUCCAAGGUGAAGUCACCUGCUAUGUAUCCACCUCUACGUUGUCUACAACUGCACGGAUCCCUUCCCCAGCAUGAACAACUUCGUAUUUUUGAAAGACCAACUCGAGCCUGUCGUAAAGUUGUUGUAGCUACCAAUGUUGCAGAAGCAUCAGUUACUCUUCCUGGUAUUUCUUAUGUAGUAGAUUCUGGAUUUUCUCGAAUUCGAGCGUACAAUCCUGUGAAUGGACUUGAAGCUUUAGUAACCAUACCCAUAUCUCAAGCCUCAGCACGACAACGUGCUGGGCGAGCUGGACGUACAAGGACAGGACAGGCUUAUCGGCUUUACACAGAAGAAGCAUUUCACAAACUCCUACCACGUUUUACACUGCCGGAAUCAUUACGUGUUGAUUUAUCUGGUGCUCUUUUACGCUUAAAAACACUUGGCAUUGAUCGUCUGGCUCAGUUCGAUUGGCUUGACCCACCACCUCCAUCACAUGUUGGUCAGUCUGCAGAACGGCUCGUCGCCUUAGGAGCUCUUGAUGCGAACUCUGGUCAUCUUACUAUUCCCCGUGGAUUAAAGCUAGCAGAAGUCUCUACUACAUGCGGCUUAGAUCAGCCUUCAGCUGCAGCCGCACUGUUGGGUGCUUGUGACGAAGGGUGUUCUCAAGAGGUGGCUGCUAUUGUAUCAUUAAUGCAAAUUCAAAGAGUAUUCACCGUCUCCGACUAUAAACGUACAGGUGAUCGUAUUCGUAGACAGAUAUUUGGCUGUCAUCAAGGCGAUCAUUUGACAGAAUUAAAUGCAUUUGUUGCUUAUGAACAACAAUCAAAAGUAUUAUCAAAAUCAGAACUACGAACAUGGUGUCGUGAUGUUGGUUUGAAUGAACGUGGACUAGCUCAUGCAAUUAUUCUACGUGAUCGAAUUGGUUCCAUAUUUCGUCGUUUAAAAUUACCAUGGGUGAAAGCUGAACCCGAAGGUAAUCCAAUUCCAAUACUUCGAGCUCUUGUACGAGGUUUCUUUCAUCAGGCUGCUCGUUUAGCUUCAUCUGGUUCUCAUUAUUUGACAAUCAGAGGUGAUCAUCAAUUACGCCUACAUCCUAAUUGUGUUUUAUACUCAUCAACAUCACGUUGGCCAACAUACAUUCUAUUCACAAAUAUAUUUCUGAUACCCAACUUAGAUGAUAAUAAUUCUGGGAAGAUUGGAAAUUUUGAUAAGACUGAUAUAUCAAGUACUUGUGUCAGUGGUGUUAGUGUUGUACAACCUGAUUGGUUAUUAGAAUUAGCUCCACAUUAUUAUCAAUUCGGUACUGAUAGAGAACACUUGGAACAUUCUUUACGAGUGAAAAAUUGA
Molecule: messenger RNA, 2271 nt
Organism: Heterobilharzia americana
Lineage: Eukaryota; Metazoa; Platyhelminthes; Trematoda; Strigeidida; Schistosomatidae
Source: the annotation of a GenBank genome assembly